Botrytis sinoallii is the source of this 1371-nucleotide messenger RNA. RefSeq lists its product as uncharacterized. The transcript has 4 exons. NCBI's taxonomy places the organism in Eukaryota, Fungi, Ascomycota, Leotiomycetes, Helotiales, Sclerotiniaceae. Bases 709 to 1209 code for a protein of 166 amino acids. The record is from RefSeq and is a predicted model, not a curated record. Gene Ontology annotation, molecular function: zinc ion binding.
AUGAUACUUCCUGUACUUUGUGGUAACACAUCGGAAUCACCAAGGCUUGAUACGAAUCCCAAGACCUGGAUUCAGAUGCAUGACUUUGGUGCCUUUGGGUUAUCCUCCCAGCUGGAGAAUAAUCUAGAGGGAAUCAAAUCGAAGGUUGCGGAUGAUCCAUGAUCCCUCAACAGGCUCGUUCAGACGGCACGUAAGAUUCUCGAUUGAAAAUAAAUUGUAUCUCAUAGAACAAUCGAAACUUUCAACUGACUUGCGAGCAAUUCAACAAAAACAACGGUAAAUAUCACAGAAACAGUAUGCCUGGAAAAACUGCAAAAGGCACGUCGGCAAAGGAUGUUCUCCUCCCUAAAGCUAUCUUUUCUCAACCCCUCUCAGCCUACAACAUCCCACUCAUAAAACUUAUACUCUCCAUAUUCUAUCAACAAAAGCACUUUCAGACAACGCGAACCACGAGUUAGCCUCCUAUAUAAGCUCUCUCGUGUUGAACAAACUCGAACAGACAAAGUGAGAGAUGCUGUAGCUCAACUUCUUCGUCUCAAUAUACCUAUCACUAGAGCUGCUGUGAAAGCAGGACCCCAUGAUGAAGACGUGGAUGGAGAGCUUACGGGAGUAGAAGAGGGCACGGAUUGUGAAGUUUGUUUGCGAGCUUUAUCCCCAGAAAGCUUUCCUCAACAGGAUAUCGGGACCAAAUGCGAACAUAAGACACAUAUGUGUGCGUCAUGUCUGGAACAGGCAGUUGUGGCAAACGUAGAGAGCAACUCUUGGGACAAUAUACCUUGUCCAUACUCCAGUUGUGAAAGGAUGUUGGAACCAAGUAUCGUGAGGAAGUAUCUCAAAGAGCAGCCACUUGAGAAUUAUAACAACUACAUCGAAAAGUUGGAGAUCCGCAACCUCCCAAACUUUCGAUGGUGUUUAAAUCCCAAAUGUGUUUCUGGCCAAGUCCACAGCGAGGGACCGAAAUAUUUGAGAGUUAUAUGUCAUGCUUGUAAAUCCGAAAGCUGCUUUCUUCAUCGGAUCCCACGAGUUAAAGGAAAGAAAUGCACGGCUUGCGAUAAUGCUGUUUCUCAACAUGAGGGACGCGCAAAAGCACUUAGGAUUACGAAACCGUGUCCAAGAUGCAAAGUACUGACCAUCAUGGAUCCAAUUAAUUGUGGCAGGGCACGAUGCCGUUGUGAAUACUACUGGGAAAAAUCUAGCGCAGGUCGCUGAGAUUAGUUUAUUGUACUUCAAACCCGCCUCUUUAUGGCUACAAAUGAGGAGGAAAUGUGAUAUCCCAUCUAAUGUCACUUCAUUAAUUCUUCAGUACCUGUGGAGCAAUAAAUUGGCUUGAAAUCUGGAGUUUCAUUGCUAGAUAUGACUGGGUUCACAAUG